Messenger RNA from Hylaeus volcanicus, 6972 nucleotides. RefSeq names its product serine-rich adhesin for platelets (gene mxc). The record is from RefSeq and is a predicted model, not a curated record. The transcript has 8 exons. Bases 318 to 6749 code for a protein of 2143 amino acids. Gene Ontology annotation, molecular function: protein binding. Lineage: Eukaryota; Metazoa; Arthropoda; Insecta; Hymenoptera; Colletidae.
CUUUGGUACACUUCGUUGACUGUGAAUGUAAAUAGCCGCUACAAAAUAUUAUGAAAGUAUAUACUAAGCAACCACUUACUUACACCGUGCAUCAUGUGAAGCCAUGAGAGCCACUGAUAUGGGGAAAACAAUCUUUUGUGAUUAGUUUGAACGUUGGCAAGAUUGCUUCAUUGCUUCAUAGAAAGUACCCCGUUCAAGAUUGGUCAAGAUUCGUAUUUUAUGAUAAUUCUUGAAAGCGUCAGUUUUUUUCUCGAUGUUAUCAAGAACAUUCACAAGUUGACAGUAUUAGCAGUGAAUCUUGAAGAUCGUUAAGUAUUAUGGAAACGUUACUGCCAUCAGAGAUAGCUCGAUUAGUUCUCGGGUACCUCGAAGACCAGAAAUGCGUCAAAGCUGCCAAAGUAUUUUUAGAGACAUCGCCACAUUUACAAGAAUGUCGGACUGUAAUUUCCAAUGGGAGACGUUUUAGUACUAGAGUUAGUGGAAUGUCAUUGGUGGACGUUGUGGAAAAAUUCUUUGUUAUAAAUGGAACAGUUCAAGAGCGUCUCAGCAAGAUCUCAGACUGUGAUCAGGUAAAACAUUGCGGGGAUUUGCUCGAACAAUUAAAAUUUCUUGUCGAAGAGACACGUGGCCAACGUUUUGUUGUUAACAUCAAUGUCCCUUCACAGGGAAAUUCUCAAAUAAGCAACGGGUCUCCAGCAAUAACUAGUGGCUGUCGCAAAAGGCGUCACAGUAAUAGCGAUCGCGAACGAUGUAAACGCACGAAAACAGGAUUGGACGCGUCCCAGCAACCAGAGUCGCCUUCUGCUCAAGUUUCAAGUUUCGACAGUGUAGAAGCAACCCCCUUAGAAAGUUUACCUGGUCACAUAGACACGCCCGAUCAAUCAGAAUACACUGCCGCAGUAAGGAGGAAAAAAAGCAAUAACCAACUAGGCGAUAAUCAAGAUGUCCAGAGUCUAGAAACAAACGCCGUCGCGGAUAAGGGAUGCAAAGAGGGCUCUGUAAAGAGUUCCUGCCCGUUUGAAAGAUGUAACACGGCCACAAGCACAGAAGAACUGCUAACUUUCACGUGCGCUGAAGUCCAGACCACCCCCUACGAUACACCCGAGUCAGAAUCAGAGUCCAAUGACGAACCUAUAGAAAAUCUAAGUUUACUGACAAAAGAGUUGCUGAAUCGCACAGAGCUACAAGAACGUAUCGCGGAUAAUAUUAACAAAGCAAUACUUCCUACGGACACGUCGUUGAAAGAUGAAUCUCUGAACGACUCCGUGCACUGCGAAGGAAACACGUCUGUUAUGAUCGAGUUGAAUAACGCUAUUAAGUCGAUAGUUGAAGCGACAGAGACUGAUCCUGUGUUUGAAAAGUUUCUCGAUGAAAUCAUUGGACCUCACACGAGCCUCGACGAGGAAAUCGAGAGUGCCAGGCCAAAAGCUAGAUGUCACAAUGAAUCGCCGCGAGAAAAACAAUUGUCUGACAUAAUCUCGACCAGCAUUAGCUCGCCAGAACCGCCUACGAUCUUGACUGGCGCAGCAGACGUGCCGUUGAAGCACAGACUUCGCAGUUCUUCUAGACAACAGAACACCAGAAUCGAAGACGAACAACGAGACCAAGAGAAAGAAUACAGCGCGUUGGACGAUCAAAACGCUGCUGCGGUGUUGAGUAUAAUAAGCGUUGCCAACACUGUCAACAGUGAAUCAGAUAAGGGGACAAUCGAGGUUCCAUGUUUGAUGGAGACAGAGAAUGAGAAGAAGUUACCAAGUUUCGAGCUUCCUUCGAACGAAGAUAAGUGUAUAGCGAAAUCGACAGCGAGCGUUAAUAAUCAAAGAUGCGAUAGUAAUGAUGUAGAGGUGAGUGUUUCAAGCAAUGAUACAGAAUUAAAAACGAGAAAAUCGUUGAUGAAGCGACCACGGCCCGCGAGAGCUAAACGCGAGUCGGAGAGUAACGUGGACAAUAAUACGCCUGACCAAGACACGGGGACGGUGCCAAUGUUGAUAAUGUGUUCAAAAGAAGAAGUAAGCAGUAUACCAACUAAGAAUACGACCAUAUCCACCACGAAUUCUCGUUUUGUCCCUAUCGUUCCCAAGGACAUAGUUGUGCCAGUUACCAUAGAGCAAACUAGUGACAAGUUAGCCCGAGAAACCUUGUUUUUAAAAGCUGUAAACGUUCCACAUAAAGUAGACCCAGCAGCUAUUCCUGAGAAUUCACAGGACGUAAUUUUUGAAGAGACAUUGAAGCCACGUCAGAAAAGGAAAAACAUCAAAGUAAACAAGCGAAAAACCACAACUGUUCAGAACUCAAUGGAUAGUUUAGCGAUUGGCGACUCGAUCGUCUGUCCCGUUGCAUCGACUGCUAACAAGCUGAUCACCGGUGAAUCGAUAACCCUUUACAGCAACGAAACUAACUCAAAAACGUUGCUAGAUGGUUCCAACAUGCCCACGAUAAAUGUGGAUGACAACGUUAGUCUGUCAGACACUGGAUUGUCUCCGUACAUAAAAUUCAGUUGCGGGAAAGGUAACCAAAGCCACAGUCUAUCGGAUAUCGACCUGACGCCCAUCGUGCAGGACCCACAAUUUGCCCUGCCGUUGGAAAUCAUCCUCGACGACCAGAGUCCUUCAACCUCGAAGACCACCGAUCGCAAUCUCAUUAACAAACGUACUCCGAGAUCUCUGUUGAAAAGCAGGUCGAAGAAUCAUAGAUUAAGUCUAUCGACGCCUAGGAGGCGAAGCAGCAGCCAUGUGAGGGCACUGGACUUUAACACUCCGACAAAGAGAACUAAUGUGUCCAUGAGUGAGAACGAGAACACGAAUUUUUCGCCUAAAUCCAUGAGACUCGUUAAACAGACUGUGCGCAGGACUUCACUCUUCAAGUCUCCACCGUUUACUAAUACUGCGAUGUCUACGCAUAAACUCAAAAGAAACUCCCCAAAAACAUGUAGACCCGCAAGACCUCCCGUAGCAACGAGGGGCCCCAUGCCAAAGCUUAUCGGUGGCUGGGAUAAAUACAACGGUAUGGGAGUCAUUAUUGGUGACACUUCCCCGCAGAAGACCCACGUGACUUCCUCUGUUGAAGAUACAACUCGAUCGAAAUCACCGAAACUCGCUAAAAACGCUUGGGACGCGGACUUGAGAAAAGCUUUAGAAACCACCGUGAAGGUGGGAUGUCAGAGGAAAAAGACUGAAUCCAAGGAUAAGACUGUGUCGAGAAAGGACAAGUGCAAUUUGCGUGUACCAAAAGCGAGGAAGCAAGGAAAUUCAAAGAUCAGCGAAGAACAGAAAGCGACGACGGAGUUGAAAGCCAAAGAGGAUGGGAAAGAUACAAAAGUAGCUAGCUUAGAAAGUGAAAAAAGAUUGUCGGUUGGGCAACUUGUUAAUAGUAAGUCUGAUGAUCCUCGAAAAGACAAUGUUCUGCAGGCCUGUGGUGAAACGAAAAAUAUUCCUGAGCAACGGACCACUGACAAGUUAGUUUUAGAGGCGAGUCAGCAGAUUGCAACAUCAACACCAAUAGUAACCAAUAGUAACAACGAUAACUCUGUAGUUGAAAAGAAGACGGUGAAGAAAUAUGCACAGUUGAAAACGUUGAAGACUAAUUUAAAUAAAUCUAAUACUGAAAAGAAACAGAGUUCAGGGGGUAACGUAAUCUCUACAGAUAUCUCCCAGUGUUUAGAAUUCGCUAAAGUUUCUGGAGACAUUUCGCGACAGAUGUCUCUCUUGAUACCAGAGUUGAUAAAUCUGGAGGAAACGCCAAAGAAGUUUGAAACUUCCUGUGGCAUUCCUCCGACUCCAAGACUACUAAGCCCUAGCAGUCACACGACGCCAUUCGUAAAGAUUAGCGAGGAGUCCAGCAAGCUGCGUUGCUUCAUCAACACGCCAGAAUUUCCGACUACACCUUGCAUAGCAUUAACACCGAAACACUCUGAGGAAACUAUCAGUGACGCGAAGAAGGAUGCGUUCAACACCUGUUCUCCUUACUACAAGCCUACUUCAGAGAAAAAUGAAAGUUCCGUCGAGAAAUUAUCAAAGUCCGAAGCUGGUAACGGUUUGCAAAAUUUAUCCACAUCGCCUACGCAAGUUAAACAAUGCAUUCCUCAGAAUAUCAUCAGCUCAACGAAUACGUUUCAGACUUGCGUGUCUGCGAAAUUGGAGAUAACGCAAUUCGAGGUGAUCAAGGAGAAUCUGCCAAAGGAGGACGCAGUGAAGGAACUGAAAAUAUCAGCCAGUUCUCGAGAUGCAACGCGUUUCGCCAAGCUGAAGACCGAUCGCGUUAAAGAUAGUCUUGCAGAGGCUAUAUGUGCAAUAACAGAUAAGAAUAAAUCUUUGUAUAACAGCGACAGGUCGAACGACAGUGAUACGUCGUCUUCUUCUUCUUCUGCUUCUUCUUCUUCUUCUUCUUCUUCUUCUUCUUCUUCUUCUUCUUCUUCGUCAUCGUCGUCCUUCUCCUCUUCCUCUUCUUCGUCGUCCAAUAAGUUGAACACAGGAAACUCAACAGAGAAGAUGUCUCAUGGUAAAAAGUGCAAUACAGUUUCUAAUCAAAUAUAUACGGACUCGAGCACCGAUUCAGCUCGAAAGGAUGCAGACAAGAAUACUGCAGUGGCAAUAAUCGCAGGGAAUAAUUGUUUAGAGUUACAAGUAAAGACAGUGGACACAGUAUGCGCGAAUCGGACAGAGGAAGCAAUUACUGCUUUAAACAAGUGCGAAUCAUCACCGUUGAAGGUGUUCUCGUUAACAAAGAACGACGAGGAACUAAAUGCCAACGCAACAGAAACUCCCGCCAAAGACGAUGCUUUGUUGAACGAGGCAGACAUUUCAGAGACCCCUAACAGCUCCAAAACUGGCGUCGAGAGUUUGACUAAUCUCUCUUCGAAAAUUGCAGCAUUUAUAAGCUCAGAAGAUCAAAAAUUGUUGGAAAAAUAUAAGGACUUGUUCGUGAAAAAUUCCACGGCGAAGAAAACAAAGCAAAAUCCAAAGACGGUGGGCAUAAAACGGUUGAAACCAAAUUCUUCGGUUGGCUCCAAGUCUGACAAGUGUGUCAAGAAGAAGGAAGAGAAGUCUAAGGUUGAAAAACUAUCCUCGCAAUUGGAAGAGAAGCGUCAACGUGUGAUUGCCAAGUUUAGAGAAAAUCUAAAGUCUAAUGUAACUUAUGGGAAAAAAUGUGCGAUUUUAAAGGAUCGAAGUAGUGCUAAUUCGAGGAGAAAGUAUAAUCAGCGGAACGAGGAUCAGGCUAGCGGUAGACGGAAGAGGAAAGAAAAGAAGGAUACAGAGGUGUCUAAUAAUAAUAAUAAUAAUAAUAAUAAUAAUGAUGAUGAUGAUGAUGAUGAUGAUGAUGAUACUGACACGCUAGUAAAGAAUUCAUCCAGCGAUAGCGUAGGUAAAACUUUGAAAACACAGAAUAAAGAGCAUCCUGUAGCUUCGACUAGUGUCAGUGGUCAUAACGAAAGAAAUUGUAACGAGGGGUUUGCAUGGAACGAAACCUCGACGAUAAAAACUACGAAACACGCGGAUGUCGAGACUAAAAGUAACUUCAAUAAAGUUAUCAUUAUUGAAGACGUCGCGAACAACGUUGAAAUCAAUCAAACUCGAAAGAAGAGUUCAGACGAUUUCGAUCCAGAAAAUAAAGUGUCCAUUUCAAAUAACACGGAGGAGGAAAUCUCAGCACAACCUGAAGGAAGCAUGCAUGACUCUAAAGAACAUAGUUUGGAUACGAGGGAACCUGAAAACUAUGAACAGAUAAACGUAAUUGUUUCGCAGGAAAGUAAAUCUGAGGCGAUAAACAACGAACAUAAUUACAACGAGAAAAAUGUGCGCAAGGUAAAGGAGUACCCGAGUCACGGUGGUAAAACAAGCAAUAUAAUGAAAUCGAAGGUUGACCAAGUGAAACGAGACUUGUUCAGUGAUGAAGAAAAUGAUCAUAAAGCAUCCAAUAACAUAAAGAGUCUGCCUCGUCAGGAAAAUAACGAAGUAAUUCAUAAACCUCGAGUACCCGGUACUUUUAAAUCGUCUACAGAAAAUGUGGACUCGGAGAAUCCCAAGAAUUUAUCGCGUGUCCUUCAGUCGUUGCAGUUGAUCCCCACGUGCAAAAACGAUCAUACUAGAUUGCCUGAAUACGGACACGAGGAUAACUGUGGAUCGUCUGAUCUCAACGCGACUUCUACGCCCAACUCGGUCGAGUAUCAUUUCCUUUACGACGACAAUGCACCCACGAAGAAGAGGAGGCGAAGAUUCAGUAGUCACGAGUUGGAAUUUCAGAUUAACAUCGUUCUGAACGAUCAAGGCUGCGAAGAAUGCAUUAAAGUAAUGACUGCCACCGAUUACGAAGAGAUAUUUAAUCUUCCGUCGAAAUCUAGAAAUAAACCUGUGAACAGGAAGUCCCCUGUAAAGAAUGAAAACAGUGAAUCAUCCGACAAAGGGUUUCUUAGUAGUUUAACGAUGAAAAAUAUACAAACUAAGCCUUUAAUCACGUCAACCCCUCUCGAGAAGACACUUGCACAUAAGGUGAAGAAAGGUGCUGUUAAAACUUCCGCGAUAAAUGAGAAAAACAAUGAGAUGCAACCUGAUAGUAGAAAGAAAUCCAAGGUGGACAAAGCAGUUCGAGAAAACGAUAAAGAUACUUAUAUCGGAAAAAUUUCGAAAAGGAAAUUGUCGGAGACGAAAGAAAGUAAGCAGAUCGAGAAACGACAGUAUACAACGGAUCCGCAGAAAUUACUGAGCAACUUGGAUCUAGAUAAGUUUUUAACGUCCGUUCACGGACCAGCGUAAGCACAAAGUGCAGCUUUCGAACGUUGUACAAAACUAACUGAUGUACAGUAGCGUUAUUUAUCUAUCGUGCGAAUCGUUGUUUUUUUUUCUUUUGAGAAAUCACUUUGCCUCGAACAGAACCGGUUUUUUAUAUGUAGAGUAUUAGAGGUUUUAGAAUUAAUAAUAAAAGUUGACCUUUGUGAUGUGGAAUUUAAAAUGUAAAAAGAAACAAAAUUGAUGAAGA